GGUAGACGCACGUUGAGUUCACGCGUAUUUAUCGAAGAAAACUUUCACGAUUACUAGAAGCACGAUAUCAAGUUAUGUGUGCGAACGCACGCUUCAAUAAACAUCUCAGUGGUUCAUGACAGUGCCAAUGUCUCCCAGCUUAGAAGGGAUCAUGUUUAACAGGAACACGAACUUGUCAGCGCGCCGACCGUUGCUCGCGGAACCGCAAAAGCCUAUUGUAGUUCCACCACGAGCUCCACCACGCGAUUAUGGACCACAAACCUAUCCAGCUACGAGAAAUUUAAUAAAUGAAAACACUUAUGAAAAACGAACAGAAUAUUGGAAACCGUCAAAUGUCGAACUCGAAAGGCGAUUACAAGAGAGUCGCGCCCGUGAAAAGGUCGGUUACUUUCAAGAUAAAGUAAUAUCACCGGAAUUAAGCUUGGACCGCAGGGAGGCUGAACUCGUUUUCAGAUUUGAUCCACACGCAUCAGCUGAAUAUCUAUCGAAUCAAUAUACUGCACCCGCGGUUCAGUAUGCAAAGCCUUCAGCGCCAGCGAACGGGUUUACGAACCGUUUGCCGGAGCGAGACGGCCCUUUUGUAUUUGGAGUUCAUAGCCCGAGCCAAUUCCCUGUUUCCCGCCGUGAUGAUGACGACUAUGAUUAUUCCGAAGUGGCGGAAGAAAAUAAUCGGGCUGUGAUAGAGGAUGAUGACUCGGGUGACUUAAAUUGCUGUGAUAAAAUGAAUGAGUGGACUGUGCGUGACAAAAAGGGAAAGAGAACUUUAAAUAGAAUGUUUCAGAUAAAGGAUAGAAGGAGAGUGAAGUGUGGUAAGAAGGAAAAAAUAAAGUGUGUGUUAGUUGGGGAUGGUGCGGUGGGAAAGAGUUCAUUAAUAGCUGCUUACGCCCAGGAUACGUUCAGAGAGGAAUAUCAACCAACAGCCUACGACACAUUUAACGUUGUGGUGGACGUGGACGACCGACCUGUCUCUGUAGAAAUCUGUGAUACAGCUGGUCAGGAUUCAAUGUCAGAACUACGCGAGCUCUGCUAUCCGGGGACAGACGUGUUAAUGCUCUGCUUCUCUGUGGUCCGACCAGAGACAUUCCGGUCCGUGGCUAACAGGUGGACGCGGGCGAUCGCUAAUGUCAACGCACCCUUAAUUCUAGUCGGCACUCAGAGCGAUUUAGCGCUCGAUGGACGGGUUAUACACGCAUUAAAAGCCCGAGGCGAACACGCAGUGACCGAACUGGAAGCCAAGGCAUUAGCCGCCAAAAUAAACGCCGUCUACGUAGAAACAUCAGCGAAAACGCGGAAACAGUUGAAAGAUGCCUUCGACGCCGCCAUCUUGGCUGGGUUGCCAGUAGUGCAACCGAAACGACCGUUUUGGAAAAAACUGCUUUGUUUAAAUUAAGAUUAAUUGAGAAAUUCGUAAAAUGUUAACACAAUUUUAAAAUCCAUUAGUUUGACAUGUUUAUUUUCAUUGUUUUUAAUCUGUGAAAUUGCAAAUGCUUACCUAAGUUAUAAACUCCGUUUUUCGUUACCUUACAAAUAAUAAAUGGUCGAUUAGUUACUUAUUGUUUUGUCACAAAGUUUAGUAAAUCAUUGUAUGUUUGAAAUAAAAUGUAACACUAGUUUUCUAUAUUAGUAUAUACAAAAUAGUUUAAGUUGUGAUAAUGUGUAUAUAACUGAUAUUACGUUGAAUAUUUUAAAUAUAGACUGCUCUUACGAAUUUCCCAAAGUUUAGGGUAAUUGUGUAAAAAAUAUACCUAAGUGCCUUAUGAAAUAUUAAGACAAUGUUUUAAUAGAACUUCCAUUUAUGUACCUAGAUAGUAUUUUAUGUAUUAAUUGUUAUAGUGACUGAAUUAGAAAUUAGCUAUAGAAAGCUUGAUUGUCUAUUGUCAAAAUAUAAUACUUAUCUGUUGAUACAAUAAAAGUGGUUUUUGAAAAAAAAGUUAAAGCAAUGUUUAUCACAGAACAAGGCAAAUAUUUUAUUCGUACAAGUGACUAAUUUAAUCCCAAUUGACCCUACCAGCUCAAUAAUUUUCUGUUUAAAGGUCACAGAUUAUGUCUUCGCUAUAUUUAGUUAGAAAUUAUAAAAUAUAAAAGCCACGGAAAUAAGUCGCGUAUAUGAUUAUAUAAUGUAAUAUCUAUAUAAUGACCGCUACAUGAACAGAACUUUCUGUCGUUAUAUGAAAAGGACGUUACAUUGUAUCGAUAAUAAUACAAAACAACCGAAGUCUUAUUAUUUAGGCGUUUUAGAAAGUUUGUCGUUAAAUCGAGUGAGUUUACAUGGAAUUUACACCUCGCUUACACUGCUUCUUAUACAGCAUUUAAAACAUGUAGAAACACAAUUACAGAGUAACAGUUAUUGUAUUAUAACUAUUAUCUAACGGAUACGGAUAUAUCCUAAACGUUUUUUACAAACUAAACUAAAGCAAUUUUAAUACAAUAUCUGAAUUAAUCAUGUAUAAUUUAUAAAUUUGGCACAAUUAAUAGCUUCUAUUUUACAACUUAACUUGAAUAUUAAUAUGAUUAUGCAAUAAUGUUUUAAUGUAUUUCUUACAUUUUAAGUUGUAUAUAAUGAACUGUGU
Messenger RNA from Pieris brassicae (large cabbage white), 2570 nucleotides. RefSeq lists its product as uncharacterized. NCBI's taxonomy places the organism in Eukaryota, Metazoa, Arthropoda, Insecta, Lepidoptera, Pieridae. The coding region runs from base 116 to 1390 and encodes 424 amino acids. The transcript is spliced from 4 exons. Gene Ontology annotation, biological process: small GTPase-mediated signal transduction. The record is from RefSeq and is a predicted model, not a curated record. Gene Ontology annotation, molecular function: GTP binding; GTPase activity.